This is a messenger RNA of Colletotrichum orchidophilum, 1029 nucleotides long. RefSeq lists its product as uncharacterized. Gene Ontology annotation, cellular component: nucleus. The transcript has 3 exons. Lineage: Eukaryota; Fungi; Ascomycota; Sordariomycetes; Glomerellales; Glomerellaceae. Gene Ontology annotation, biological process: positive regulation of transcription from RNA polymerase II promoter by galactose; DNA-templated transcription. Bases 1 to 1029 code for a protein of 342 amino acids. Gene Ontology annotation, molecular function: RNA polymerase II cis-regulatory region sequence-specific DNA binding; DNA-binding transcription factor activity, RNA polymerase II-specific; zinc ion binding. The record is from RefSeq and is a predicted model, not a curated record.
AUGCUUGACCAGUCAAAUGCUACGUCAAAAGACGCAUCCCGUCUGCUUAGGCCACUCAUUAAUGGGAACAAGGAGGGUGUUUAUCUAAAUCCUAUUCAAGAGGAAUACUUCGUCAAUUUGUUUUGGCAAACAUACCACACUUCUGUAUACGCCAUUAUCGAUGAGGCCGACUUCAAAAGAGACUACCAAACACUCUAUGUGGACGUGCCAUCGGGUCAUACUCGCAAAUCAUCAGCGCUGGUCGACAUUGUUGUUGCCAUGUGCAUGCAAUAUGGGGCCUCGACUCUGCCCUGCAACCGUCAAGGAAACAUUGUGGAAGAAAACGAUGCCACAACUGCCGGCCGGUGGCAUUACCGAAGAGCGCAGACUUUGCUAGCAGGGGAAAUGGAAAGCCCUACUACUUCUACCCUGCAGUGCCAUCUCCUGUCAGCCAUUUAUGUUUGUGGUGCAUCGUUCCAUAACAUGGCAGAUAGCAUCUGCGGUCUGGCUGUACGCACAGCUUACAUGCUGGGUCUUCACAUUGAUCCCCCUCUUGACAUGGCAGAAAAAGAGCGCCAAGCAAGACGUCGUCUCUGGUGGGCCGUCUAUGUUUUGGACAGCAAAGUCGGGAUGAAGCUGGGUCGCCCGUUUUUACUGCAUGGUUCAUUUUCCAUGCCGCUGCUUCCCGACGACCAGCUUGGAGCUUCAGUCUUAUCAGGAUCUAGAUUCGCUCCGAUCUCAGGGGAUGCUACCUGGUUAAGUUUCAGCCUCCAUCAUCUCAAGCUGUUCAAAACGGUUAGAGAUGCCCACACUACAUUGUACGGCCACGACUUUGGACUGGGCCGAGACAAGACAAUCUGGGAUGACAUCGCAUGUUUAGAAAAGGUGGCCGAAAGCCUGAAACCCCAUAUUCGAGCGAUUGAGAAAUGGGUGCAGAAUCUGCCGGGCGCGCUCAAAACUAGUCGGGAAAACGAUGGCUGCCUUCUCUCGACUGAUGGCUCCGCUCUCGUCAUUGAGCAAAGCGCCCCGAUUUACGAAGCGUUUUUCUAA